This is a messenger RNA of Ceraceosorus guamensis, 1220 nucleotides long. RefSeq names its product zincin. Lineage: Eukaryota; Fungi; Basidiomycota; Exobasidiomycetes; Ceraceosorales; Ceraceosoraceae. The transcript has a single exon. The coding region runs from base 93 to 1004 and encodes 303 amino acids. Gene Ontology annotation, molecular function: metallopeptidase activity. The record is from RefSeq and is a predicted model, not a curated record.
UCCCCCUCAUCCCGCUAUCAUCCUCUUUCUUCACUUCGCACCUUGCCCUAUACAUCGAGACAUUUCGUCCACUCGCACUUCUUCAUUUCGCCAUGGUCCGCUUCAACCUGCCCACCUUUUUCGCUGCUACCGCUGCGGCGGUAGCUGCUCUCUCCACGAGCGGCGUUUCCGCUGCGUCCUUUGAGAUGCGCGCACCUACCCGCAAGUGUGGUACCACCAGCCCGCUCUCUCCCGCGCUGGAGGCUGAGGCCGCCAAGGUGGUCGAGGCUCACAGGCUCGCCCUCGAGGCCGCUCGCGCGUCUGGAAACGCGACAGACUACAGGCUCAAUGCCGCCGCCGCGUCAUCUAUUCCAGUCGUCUGGAACAUCAUCACCGACGGCAGCAACGGCGCUCUAUCCAGCUCUGCCAUCAACGGUCAGAUCAACGUGCUCAACAAUGACUACGCAAACUCUGGCAUGCCUUACCGAUUCUCCCUCUCCUCCACCAAGACCACCGUCAACAGCAACUGGUUCAAAAACGCCUUCCCUGGCACCAGCGCCGAGUCCGCGAUGAAGAACGCGCUCAGGACUGGAGGCGCUAGCACUCUGAACCUGUACUCUGUUGACUUGUCAGCUCAGGGACUCCUCGGCUAUGCCACCUUCCCCAGCGACUACUCCAGCAAGCCCAAGUUUGACGGUGUCGUGUUCGAGUACCGCUCUGUUCCCGGAGGCAGCUUGGCUCCCUACAACCAAGGACGAACCCUCACCCACGAGGUUGGCCACUGGGUCGGUCUCUACCACACUUUCCAAGGAGGAUGCUCCGGAGCUGGCGACUCUGUCAGCGACACUGCGCCCGAAGCCUCCCCCGCUUCAGGAUGCCCCACUGGCCGCGACACUUGCUCCGGCGGUGGCGUCGACCCAAUCACCAACUACAUGGACUACUCUGACGAUGGCUGCAUGAACAACUUUACCGGCGGCCAAGUCACUCGUGCCAGCGGUCUCACUCGCCAGUACCGUGGCGUCUGAACGGCGUGGGAUCGCGUUCACCACUUCUCUCUGGCACCGUGGCUGGCCACCUUGACGAUACACUGCGCCUCCCAGCCGAUCUUCCACGGUCAUAAUAGCUAGGUCGAGUGCGCGUAAUGGCCCUUUCGACGAAAUACUUGCAUCUUUCAGGACUUGCUCGACCAUACACACCUUCUGCCGUUGCUUGCAAUGCACAUGUCAUCCGUCUACUUCAGA